AUGUUCAAGCUCGCGUGUAGAAGGCAAUUUGCCUCUGCGCUGAAGGGCAAGCAAGACUCUCAUAUCAGACAAUCCCUCCUCCAACAACGCCGCAACCUCUCCAUCCACGAAUACCGCUCCGCCCAACUCCUCGACAGCUAUGGUAUCGGCGUGCCCAAAGGUAGCGUCGCUCACAACGCACAAGAAGCCGAAGCAGUUGCAAAAAGCAUCGCCGGAGACGACAUGGUCAUUAAAGCCCAAGUGCUAGCCGGAGGACGUGGAAAGGGCCACUUCGACAAUGGCUUCAAGGGUGGGGUGAGAAUCGUCUACAGCCCGCGCGAAGCCAGCAUUCUCGCCGACCAGAUGAUUGGGCAUAAGCUUAUCACCAAGCAGACUGGUGAGCGCGGUCGUAUCUGCAACAGUGUCUACAUUGUAGAGCGCAAGUUUGCUCGACGAGAAUUCUACCUCGCCAUCCUCAUGGACCGUGGAAGUCAGAGCCCGGUCAUCGUCGCGAGUAGCCAAGGAGGAAUGGACAUUGAGACGGUCGCCAAGGAGAACCCCGAAGCAAUCAUCUCAACCAAAGUCGACAUCCACAAAGGUGUCACCGACGAAAUGGCCACGACCAUCGCCCAACAACUCGGCUUCAGCGAACAAUGUGUCGACUCGGCCAAAGACACGAUCCAGAAACUCUACAAAGUCUUCAUGGAAAAGGACGCCACGCAGAUCGAAAUCAACCCCUUGUCUGAAACCUCUGACCAUGAGGUAUUGUGCAUGGACGCCAAGUUGACCUUUGACGACAACGCCGACUUUCGCCAAGAAGACAUCUUCAACUGGCGCGAUACCACGCAAGAAGACGCCGAUGAAGUCGCCGCGGCGAAAUCCGGCUUGAACUUCAUCAAACUGGACGGCGACAUCGGAUGUCUCGUCAACGGCGCCGGGCUAGCAAUGGCAACCAUGGACAUCAUCAAGCUCAACGGCGGCUCACCAGCAAAUUUCCUCGACGUAGGAGGAGGGGCUACACCGGAAGCGAUCCAGCAGGCUUUCGACCUCAUCACUUCCGAUCCCAAGGUGACGGCCAUCUUCGUCAACAUCUUCGGCGGAAUCGUAAGAUGUGAUGCCAUUGCCAAGGGCCUCAUAAGCGUGGUGGAGAAUAUGAACCUCCGAACGCCGGUGAUUGCGCGGUUGCAGGGGACGAAUAUGGAAAUGGCGCAUAAGCUCAUCAACGAAUCAGGCCUCAAGAUCUUUUCCAUUGAUGACUUGCAGACUGCGGCGGAGAAGAGCGUCCAGUUUUCCAAGGUUGUGAAGAUGGCGAGGGAUAUUGAUGUUGGGGUGGAGUUCACGCUUGGGAUCUAG
Recurvomyces mirabilis is the source of this 1332-nucleotide messenger RNA. It is a transcript of the gene LSC2, whose product is annotated as succinate--CoA ligase beta chain. The transcript has 3 exons. Gene Ontology annotation, cellular component: mitochondrion; succinate-CoA ligase complex. NCBI's taxonomy places the organism in Eukaryota, Fungi, Ascomycota, Dothideomycetes, Mycosphaerellales, Teratosphaeriaceae. Gene Ontology annotation, biological process: tricarboxylic acid cycle; succinyl-CoA metabolic process. Gene Ontology annotation, molecular function: succinate-CoA ligase (ADP-forming) activity; ATP binding; metal ion binding. The record is from RefSeq and is a predicted model, not a curated record. The coding region runs from base 1 to 1332 and encodes 443 amino acids.